AUGCAAGUCAUACAACAUAAAUUUCCAUUAACUCAUUGCCAAAUUAGUUCGCAUCCUCCAUACGAAAGUCAACAAAUGUUAACAACAAUGUCAAAUCGCAUUCAUCAGCCAUUAGUAUUUUCAGUUGAUGAUCGUUUAUUAGAACAAAAUUUAACACGACUUGACCUAUGUUCAAAACAUUUACACAGAAUCGAUAAAUUACCAAAUAAUAUUAAUUUUAAUAUUAUUUUACUUGAUCAAAAUGAAAUAAGUAAAAUUGAAAAUCUAGAUAAUUUUCCACAACUAAUUCAAUUAUCAGCAUCUCAUAAUCGUCUUGUCGAUAUUCGUUUACUUAAUCGAUUACGAUCUUUACAAAAACUCAAUUUAUCAUAUAAUUUAAUUGAUUCAAUUGACUGUCUUAAAAAUUUACAAAAUCUUACUAUGUUGAAUAUUUCGAAUAAUAACAUUCAUAGUAUUGCUGCGUUGAGUACAUGUCAUGCUUUACAAUCAUUAGAUGCAAGUGAAAACGCAAUUCAACAGAUUGAAGAUCUUUCACAUUUGACAUCUCUUAAAUAUUUAAAUUUACAUAAAAAUUUUAUUGAUACAUUAGUUUCAAUUCCACGUCAUUGGCCAAAAUCACUGCAUACACUUGUUAUAUCCGAUAAUGAAAUUCAAGAUUUAACUGAAAUUUCUUAUCUAACGUCGUUUAUCGAUUUAAAUACACUUUAUAUUGCUGAUAACCCGUGUCUAUCUGUCAUUGAUGAAAGAUAUGGUUGCCAUCAACCAUUCGAUUAUCGGCCAUAUAUUCUCAAUUGGUGUUUAUCUAUCCAUAAUUUAGACGGAAUAUUUAUUACGCGAAAAGAAAGUUUAAAAGCUGAAUGGUUAUUAAGUCAAGGCAAAGGUCGAUCAUUUCGACCCGGUGACCAUAUAGAACUUGUUCAAUAUUUAACAAGAGUCUGUGGAACAGAUCCCGAUCAAAGAGACGAUCUUCAUCUAUCACGUAUUAUGCUUCAAAAAGAUUUAUAUAAUCAACACAGGCAAAGUGUAGAUGGUACAGUAAAACAAUAUAGAAUAUGCUUUUCAAAUCUCAACAAUUUAUUUGUAGAUCAAAUGCUAGCAACAUCUGAUACGAUGAGAGAUGCCAAUGAAACACUAUCGAAAACUGCUCAAGCAAAAUCUCAACAGAGUACAAUAAUAUCAGAAUCGGAAUUUCUUAAAUUGACUUCUUCAGUUUCUACGGCUGAUGUACAUCUAGUAUCUACUCAUCGUAAGAUUAUUCGAUUGCAUUUCAAUUUUUCUUUUUCAAAACGUCUGCCACAUGUAGAACAACAGAUGCGAACGCCUAGUCCAGGAUUUUCUAGACCAACCAGUGUCAAUACGAAUUAUAUCGAUGAGCAAAUAACUGACAACAGUUCUAGCAAACGUUAUACUAAUUAUGAUAAUCGACCUAUAAAACCACUUGAUAAAGAUAUGCUGCAAACCAAACUCAAUGAAUAUCCAGUUAAUAAUAAUACCAAUAGCAAUGCAAAGAGUUUUCAUUCGAAAACGUCCAGCAAUACUCCACAAGCUAAGCGAAUAUCGCCUCAUUUAGUCUACAAUGCUAAUCGUUAUUCACCAAAAAUAACAAGAAUCGGACCAACUGCUUCAUCCGCUUUACAUACAACAUCAAAUCGAAAUAUUGUUCGACAACGUCACAAUCGUGUUAAACGUCAAACAACCAAUUCAAGUCACACCAACGCAUUACGAGCACUGAAUCAUUCACUUGAAGAAAGUGUACAUUGCUUGACAACGAUAGCCAAGGUCAAAAUUAAAGAGCAACAACCAUCGAAAAGUACUUCAAAUGCCAACAAAAAUCAACGUAUCAAUGACGAUGACGAUGAUGAGAUUCAAUUGAAAUCAGCUCCUGUUAUCGGUAUGCUUUCAACUCAAAGUAUAACAAUGAAUAAUAAUGUUGAAAUACAACGAUUGACUGAAUCCGUUGAAACAAUGCGAACAUCAAUUCUGCAAGCAUAUCUUAAUCUACAUGAACGAUUUACAAAAACAACAGAAUUACAAACAUCAGCAUUAGCUGCACUAUGGAAAAAAUGUGAAACACAAACAUCAACGCAUCAACGUGAAACUGAAAAAUUAAGACAAGAAAAUCGAUUACUACAUCAACGUAUACAUGAACUUGAAGGUCGUUUAAAUACCAAUGAUACAAAAUUAACGGACGAAUCAUUGAAUUCUAGUAUGAAACCAAAUUCUAAUCUAUAUCCUCCACUUCGUGCUCAUAUAUCCAAACGCGACACAAAAAGUUUCUAUCUUCAUUGGAUACCUAAUCCAUUGAAUGAACAUCGUGGCAUACUUGGUUAUCGAAUAUAUAUUGAUGAUACAUUAAAAGGAGCUAUUGAUCCAGGCCGUUUCGAAGCUAUUAUCGAUUAUAUUCGUGACGAAGGAGAAUAUAAAAUAAAACUUCGAACCUAUAAUGAACAUGGAGAAUCAUCAGAUUCAAAUAUUGUUAUAGCAAGAUUUCGUCGUCAACAUUCACUGACGACAAAUUAUCGUACGCAAUCAAAUCGAGCGCUUGAUGAUAAUUAUGAAAGACAGAUAAAUGAAAAUUUUAUAAUUUCACCUAGAGAACAAGACGAAAACACUAUUUCUGUAACACCCGAAAAAAAGAUGACAAAAUCCAAUGAACAAAUUUCACCAUUUAAAAUAAGUCCUCACCCUACUGCUAACGAUAAUAAUAUUAUUACUCUUAAACCGCCAAAAUCACCAAGUUCUAGUCCGGGUCGAACUGAUAAAACAUCACCGAAUAGUAAUAGAUCGUGCAGUAAAGUUUUAUUCGAUCAUACUAACAACAGUGAUGCUUCAACAACAGUUAUCACAACAAAACGAAGUCCUACACGAAUUGGUAUUAUGUCUCGUCUUGCUAAAAGUCCACAUAGAUUGCAACGAAAUCAUAUUCUUACAAACCAUUCGCCCGUUGAAUUGAACAAUAAUCCAACAGAUGUGUUACCAGCAACAACAACAACUGAAAGAGUGGUUGCCUUUCAACCUGAUAUAUCAAAUUCAAUAAUUCCUGAUGCACCAUCGUCAAAUUCAUCAUCACCGCCACCUCCUAUUCCGCCACGUAUGGCAAAAACGACUAAUAACACUUGA
This is a messenger RNA of Rotaria socialis, 3120 nucleotides long. The record is from the annotation of a GenBank genome assembly. NCBI's taxonomy places the organism in Eukaryota, Metazoa, Rotifera, Eurotatoria, Philodinida, Philodinidae.